GCAAGCUCUCCGGUUCCUCUCACAUGCUCUCCAGAAUGUGUCCUGUUUUAUCAGCAAAGCCUCAGUGGGCCCGGUUCUGAGCCAUGACCUCGGCGGGUCAGGUCCUCCAGGCCCACCGGGACAGCCUGCUGCGCUGGACCAAACCCAACCCGGCCCCCCUGCUGCGCUGGCUGCGGGACGCCCACGUCCUGUCCCACGACCAGUACCUCUCCCUGCUGGAUCGGUCGCCUAGCAACGCGGUGGCGGCAGCGCUGGAGGCAGUGCGCGGACGGGAGGAGGCCAGCCGGGGGUUCCUGGAGGUGCUGGGGGAGGUGCAGGACUUCUACUGCGAGGAGCUGCAAGCCUGGGUGGAGCUGCACUGCAGGGCCCCCUCCCUGGACCAAAUCCCAGCACCGGUGCCCGUUGUCCAGGAAGAAGCUGUGCCAGACAGCCAGCUCAAACCACGGCUGAGUGUCAAGCAGACAAACCUGAGAGUUCCUCUGAUUGCCCACAAAAAGACUCUCCUAAAUCAGACAGAGAGGCUCACAUCCCACUCAGAAGAGGGAGGAAAGGUGUCCAAUUCCCACUCCCACAUCGAGAUCCGCUACACCGACCUCUUUGUGACUGAGGACAACGAGGAAUUCGAGAGCAGCCAGCACGAAUACUUCAACCUGGCCAGCCGCAGGGCCAGGAUCUACGCCCACCAGGCCUGCCAGCGGAUCCGGCCGUGCCAUCUCCUGAGCAACCAGAGGGCCACAGGUCGCCCGCCAAAGCGGGUCAAGGUGAAGGGCAUCGCCGGGAUUGGGAAAAGUGUGGCCAUGCAGCGCAUUGUCUACGAGUGGGCCCUGGGCAAGACCAUGCGGGAGUUUGUCUGCGUGUUUGACUUGCGCUUCCGUGAGCUCAACCUGGUCGGCGGUCCCGUCAGCCUUUUGGGCCUGUUGCGGUCCAGGUUUCGGUACCUGGCCCCCGUCCUGCCCGAGCUGUUGGGGUCCACAGGCUCCAUCCUCUUCAUCCUGGAUGGGCUGGAUGAGUUUAAGCACAGGCUGGCCUGGGACAGCCCGGACAGGGACAUCGGAGUCGACUCGGAGGUGCCCGUGUCGGACCUGGUGGUGGCCCUGGUCAAAGGCAGCCUCCUGCCCGAGGCCUCGCUCAUCCUCACCACCAGGCCCUCCACCGAGGCCCCCAGAAGAUUCUUCCAGAGGUGCUGCGUGGUCCUGGGGUUCGAGGAGGCCCAGGUGAAUGAAUACACCUCAAAGUUCUUCAAGGACACUCAGGUAGCCUCCAGGGUCUACGGCUACAUUUCGGGGAAUGACAGCCUCUUCGUCCUGUCGUUCAUUCCACUCUACUGCUACAUCAUCUGCACGGCUUUAGCCGAGUUCUUUGCGGGGGGGAGAGAGGACAGGCAUGGCGACGGGGGCGGGGACCGGGACGGCUCACAGUCACUGGAACUCAACCCUCCACGGACUGUCAGCGAGGUCUACUACUGCUACCUGUACACUGCCAUCAAGCACCACGCUCUGAGGGGUACGGCCAAAAACACCGCCUCCAAAUCAGAAGUGUUCUCCCUCGUUAAGGCCCAGCUGACCAGCCUGGGCAAGCUAGCCUACGAAAACCUCCUGAGGAGCAAGAUAAUGUUCGAGCGGGCGGACCUUGAGACCUUUGGGCUGGAGCCCAAGGAGGUGCGCAGCACCUUUCUGAGCCAGAUCCUGGUCCCUGUGAAGGAGGAGAAGGUGGAGAUGUUUGCGUUCUUCCACCUGACGGUCCAGGAACAUCUGGCCGCCCUGUACUGCGCUGUCAAUCUCUCCAGCCCCCAGCACAUCAUCCAGGGGCUUGAGUUCUGGUGCUUUGGUGACCUCCUCCCAUCAGCAGCCCCUCCCUUACUCCUAGCCCCAGACUUUCACCCAGACCAGACCAGGGUGGAGAACCUGCAGAUGUUCACCAGAUUCUUCAUGGGGGUGGUCAGGGCUCGGAUGGGUGACCAGUUGGCCGGAAUGGAGCCAGACCCUUUGGACAAGGAGGAUCUCCUGACCCAGCUGGGGGUUUGGUUUCAAACCCAGUUCAAGAGCAGGGAGCUGGCCAACCAGACAACCCUAAACCUGCUGCACUGCCUGACAGAGCUGCACGUGGACGAGGUGACCAAGGUGGUGGCCCCGGAGAUCAAGAGGCUCAACCUGUUCAAGAUGAAGCUAAGCGUGGUGGACUGUGCCACCCUGUACUACGUGCUGCAGUUCUCCCCCCAUCGCCUGGACGAACUCAACCUGGGAUACUCCAACAUUGGGAACCGUGGCCUGCACCGGCUGGGGCCCAUCCUGCACCGCUGUGAGAGCCUCUUUUUGCGCUACAACUGUUUGGAUCGGGAGGCAGCCAUUUUGGAAUCUGCAGUUCUGAAAUCAGAGGACUGUCAGGUGAAGAAGCUGUUCAUGUGCGGGAAUAGCCUGGGCUCGGAGGGCGUUCUGGAGCUCUGGCCGGCCCUGGAGCACAACGUCACGGUGGAGGAGCUGUACCUGGACAUCACCGGCAUCUCGGAGAGAGGAACAGAGACCAUGGUGAAGUGCCUGAGCAGGAACUCCACCCUGAAGACCCUCACCCUGGUGGGGAACGAGAUCGGCGAGGUUGGGAAGGACAGGCUGGGGGAGCUGAGGCGACGCAGGCCGGAGCUCCACAUCAUCGGGGACUUUGUGGACGACCUGGGCCUGCUGCAGGCCUACCUGGACUGGGUGGAGGAGAUCCGGGCGGACCGGGACCAGAUGGACUCCGUGCGGAACGUGGACGCGCUGCAGUCCGUGCUGAAGGGCCUGAGAGUGACAGGGGCCCGUGGCGAGGGGCAGAAUGCACAGAAAGCCAAGGAACUGGAGACUAAGAUCCUCCAGCUCCUGGAAUCCUCGCCAGAGCUUACAGCAGACAGACGAUAAAAAUGCCUGCAUACCAACACAUACAGUACUGUGCAAAAUCUUAGGCACCUGUAUAACAUUAUAUACAGAUAAGAUUCUUUCAAAAAUAAUUCAAUGAAAGGUCCUAAAUAAAUAAUAAAAGAAUAAAUAGUACAUUCAUUUUACAAUACAUUUUAG
This is a messenger RNA of Conger conger (European conger), 3047 nucleotides long. RefSeq names its product NLR family CARD domain-containing protein 3-like. Lineage: Eukaryota; Metazoa; Chordata; Actinopteri; Anguilliformes; Congridae. The transcript has 7 exons. The record is from RefSeq and is a predicted model, not a curated record. The coding region runs from base 84 to 2891 and encodes 935 amino acids.